This is a messenger RNA of Macrosteles quadrilineatus (aster leafhopper), 3557 nucleotides long. Its product is annotated as actin-binding protein IPP-like. Lineage: Eukaryota; Metazoa; Arthropoda; Insecta; Hemiptera; Cicadellidae. Bases 375 to 2204 code for a protein of 609 amino acids. The record is from RefSeq and is a predicted model, not a curated record. Gene Ontology annotation, molecular function: protein binding. The transcript has 13 exons.
AGAUAGAGAGGAAUGGGCAGUGAAUAGUAUUUUUGUUAUAGGAAAUAACCACUUCUUUGCAUAUAGUUUAUAGGUGUACUAUUUCAACAAUUAUAAAUAUUUAAUGGUGUCAAUGUCAUACUUGUGUCUUGAUGGUUGCAUUGAAAUAUUAUUGCCAAAGGUGUGGUGAUUUGUGUAUUCAACAACACAGGCUUUUCCCUCACAAAAAAUUGUUGUUUUGAUAAUUUCUGCCAAAGUUUAAGAAACUCUCAGUUUAUUUUUUCCUUAAUCAACAACAUAAACUUAACUGUCAGUGUAUUUUUUGUCUUUUAAAUUAGCCUAACUCUUAACAUCUGUUUAGCCUAGACCUAGCUAUUCUUGGCUUACCUAGAACUAUGCCUCCACUAAAAGAAAAUGCAAAUAAUAACAAUGUAUCUGGAACAUCAGUCAAAUCAACCUCACCCUCUCCUGCUCAAUGGUAUACAUUAUCAAAAAGUAAAGAUGGUUCAUCUGUAGACAAAGUUUAUUCCAAUCGAUAUUUUCCUGUAAAAGUUCUUCAAAAUCUUAAUAACCUACGACAAAACAGUAGAUUUUGUGAUGUUUCUAUUGUUGCUGGUGGAAAUGUGAUGAAAGUCCAUCGAGCUAUACUGUCUGCAAGCAGUCCUUAUUUCCAAGCAAUGUUCUCAAAUGGUUUGGUUGAAGAACAAAAAGAAACUAUAGAACUGCACUCUAUCCCUCCUCAGAUACUUAAUUUAUUAGUGGAUUUUAUUUACACAGGAGAGAUAACCAUAAACCAAGAUAACGUUCAAGACUUGAUAGUAGCAGCUGACAUGUUGGAACUUAACGAGGUGGUGCUGGGCUGUACAGAGUUCCUGAAGCAAGAACUUCACCACACAAACGCUAUUGGAAUUUACAGGUUUGCAGACGCGCACAACUGUGGUGACAUGCGAGCAACAUCUUUAGACUACAUACAGAACCACUUUCCACACAUCUGUUUGGAGGAGGAGUUCCUUGAUUUGCCCAAGGAUCAGCUGGUGUUUUUCCUUUCCAGUGAAUUGCUUAGGGUGGACAGUGAAUACCAGGUGUUCCAAGCAGCUUUGAGGUGGAUCUCGCACGAUGUUACGCAACGUAAACGCUACAUUUUCGAACUGCUGAAACACGUUAGGUUGCCCCUGCUAUCUGUGUGCCUUCUAGAGAAGACCAUCACCGAGUGUACGGAUACUAGCUUGAAGAUUGCACUGCGUAGUGUCCACAACGACCUGUUGACUCGCAAGGGUAACCUAGUGCCGCUGUCGGUGUUCCCUCGACUUUGCGCCAAGAAGGAUAUCUUUGUCAUCGGAGGGUCCAAGAGAGAACUUAUGAGUGCUUGGACACGAUCUUGCGAGUGCACAUUCGAGUCUGUCGAGCGCUUCGAUACGUUCAGAAGGAGGUGGUAUCAGGCAGCUCCUAUGGGGAUUGGUCGUAUUCUGCCCGGCGUCGCAGCGUUGAAUGGUAGAAUCUACGUGGUGGGAGGAGAACAAGAAUCUCAGAUACUUGCCAACGGAGAAGUCUACGACCCUUCGGAAGACUCGUGGACGCCAGUCGCUAGCAUGGUGGUGCCCAGAUGUGAGUUUGGUCUGUGCGCUCUCGGAGGGGAACUUUACGCAGUCGGAGGUUGGGUCGGCGAGGAUAUCGGUGGUUCAAUCGAAAGGUAUGAUCCAUCAUUGGACGAGUGGAUGCUGCACGGUGAACUGCCCGAACCUAGAUUCAGCAUGGGAGUCGUCUCUUACGAAGGACUGAUAUAUAUUGUAGGAGGCUGUACGCACAGUAGAAGACAUUUACAAGACCUGUUGUGUUUCAACGUAGUGACGGGAGAGUGGCAGAAUCUCGCGCCGAUGUUAGUCCCCAGAUCUCAGAUGGGGGUGGCUGUGUUAGAUGGAUAUCUUUACGUCGUCGGAGGAACCAACAAACAGAACGAAGUGUUGCACAGUGUGGAACGAUAUUCGUUUGAACAGGACAAGUGGUGUGAGGUUGCUCCAAUGAAGGUCGGCCGAGCAAGCCCUGCCGUGGCGGCUGCGGAUAGUCUACUCUACGUUAUUGGAGGUGACCAGACUCACGAGGUGAACUUCUACCGAGCUCAGAUCACAAUCGCGGACGUUGAAUGCUACGAUCCCCUCUCAAACAGCUGGACGGACUGUCCGCCCCUACCGGAGAGUCGAAGCGAGGCCGGAGCAGUUGUUAUUUGAUAGGCUAACACCAAAAAACUUUGCAGACUGAGUGUACAUAGGUGCGAAUGAGAGUGUGUUAAUUUAUUGUCGUUGAGGGGAAGCCAAAGAUUAUGUAAAUGUUAUGCUUUGUUGUCUUUUGUUAAAAUACUCAAAUUUUAAAAGACAUGCCUAUAAAAAAGUAUGACAUCGUCACUUUAGCUUCUAAAUUCUUAGGGAUCACAACGUCGAUAUGCCAAAUUUAUCUCACGGUUAAGUUGUGGUUUAGAAUGAAAUAAGCUUAAUUUAGUCAUGCUACCGCCAGAUUGUGCUGAUGUAGGGUACCUACUGAUUUCUUCCUUUUACAUCGACUCAAAUGAUAAUAGUUUUGCAAACAAUAGCUUUUUCACAUCAUUGUAUCGAGAAACUAAAGCACAAAAUAUAACUCUGUAAGUAGUACACUCUACGAGGCACUUAUUCAAAUAGGCCUAUGUUGUUGGAUAAAAAACUGGUUAUAAAUUUUCUACCUCAUUUUUUGUUGCUGAGAUAUAGGAUGUGACAUGAAAGAUUAUAUAGCUUUAGAAUAAGUUAUCCUACUAGUUUGACUUGGUUUAAAAAUCUGCAUGCGACAGAAAUAAGUAUUUUACUUCAGCACAAUCUGUUGGUGAUUCACUUCAACUUUUAUUUUUAUAUUGAUGACAACCUUCAUCAAGAUGGAGUGCCUAGUUGUAUUGAUAGUCAAAGGUUACACUCUUUUAUAACUGCUUACUGUCAGUUGUAACCAAGAUGUGCUAGACAAAUGUCAUCCAGUUCAGUCAUGUGUUAGACAAACUUAAAACAAACGUGUAAGUAUCCAAUCAUAUCAUAGCAUUUUAAAGUAAACCGCAAGUCUAUUGGUAUGAUGGGAAUUCUUUCUUGGGUUGAAAACGGUAUUACAAUUUGCACAUGUAAUGAGGACCUCGGCUUCUAGUUAGCCGUGCUUUUGUUAUACGUUUAUUUGUGUAACUUAUUUUUAAACCUUGUCUUUGACACAGGAAAACGUCGUAAACAGUAUAGGCUGUUUAGUCUAAUGCAAAACUGAUAGAAGUUUUGUAAAUUCCCUCUCUAUCGAAUAAACUGAGAUUGCAAUUGGCAGUAAGCAGUUUUAGUAGGUAUAUUUGCCAGCAGUCUGCAAUUUUCUCUAGAUUUAAACAAAUUCUUCAUACAUGAGCUCAAAACACGAUCGUUCCAAAAAUUGCUAGUGUAUUACAAAAUGAAUGAUAUUACAGUACAUGUUAUUUCUGUGUUAAUAUGAUCUUUAGUCCUUAAAAUUUCUAAAACACCAUUCAUACUUAAAUUAAAGGUAUUUAGUUGUACUUGUCCUAUUGAAUAAUUUAUUUACAAACAAAAACUGAA